Closterium sp. NIES-67 is the source of this 2254-nucleotide messenger RNA. The record is from the annotation of a GenBank genome assembly. NCBI's taxonomy places the organism in Eukaryota, Viridiplantae, Streptophyta, Zygnematophyceae, Desmidiales, Closteriaceae.
UUCUCCAGUCACUUCAAUCCUGCUUCUUAGGCCUCCUCUAUUAUAACCUUCCUUUCCCCUUUUCUCGUUCUCGUACUAUUAUCUGCCUCAACCCGUAGCCUUCAUUGGACUCCAGUAACAACAGGCAUGGACUCGAGUCGCCUAUCACCGACGUCGCCGUUAACGCCUGACCGCUCCUGGUCCCAGCCGUCAUCUAGUAAAACAACUCAAUCUCCCCACCCAUCGGAAAUUCUCCCAUCUCCCGACUCAGACGUGUCAGAUUCCGAUUUGAGCGCUCCAAAACUUCCCCGGGAAUCUCGCGGCGCCGCGGGAGUCUCGACAAUAUCAAGGUUGUGGGGCGGCGGUGCCAGCGCGGCAGCCACUGCGGUACCACCAUGCGGCCGUCAGGCGUGCGGAUUUGACGGGCCGGCAGCUUAUAGCCGGCCGUUGACGGGCGACGAGGAGCUGUGGUGGCGCGCGAUGCACGGCGGCACCGGCGUCUGCGUCGUCGGGCUGCAGAUUGCCGGCCACGUCAGCAUGGACGAGGUUCGGGCAGCUCUCAAAUCUUUAUCUGCCCGGCACCCUGUCCUGUCCGCCCGGAUAUUCAAGCCGCCCAAGUCGCACCGCCCGGAGCUCCACGUGUGCCGACCUCCCCAGCCAAUCACAGUACGCGAGCGCAACGUUGAUGACGUGGCAAUCGGCGAGACUUCAACGGAUCCAAGAAGAUCCGGAUCCAAUCCGGUGAAGGAUUCGGAUUUUCAUGCUGACGUGGCGUCUCGGAAUGGCUUGCUGCAUCGGGUGGUUGAAGCAGAGCUGAACACGCCCAUGAUGGACGGUCAGGGAGACACGUGCGUUGACGUGUUCCAGGUCCACGUGUACGCGUCCCAUUCGAACGGGACGCUUGUCGUGCUCCGGUCGCACAUCGCCGCCCUGGACGAGCACUCGGCGCCGCCCAUCGCGGCGGGAUUCCUGGAAGAGCUGCGACGCGCAAAGGCCGAAAUCAACCGCACUCUCUCUUCCUCCUCCCCCUCCUACUCCUCUUCCUCUCCCACCUCCUCUCCUCUCUCCCCCCACCAAGAUAAAACAGCGCCGCCCUCCCUCCCUCCUCCCCUCGUGGCGCUCCUCCCAAAGUCACUCUCCGUUAAGAGCGCCUCCGUUAAAGGCACAUUCGCGCAAGCCUUCAACGCCGUUGGCUACGUGCGCAACGCCCUCGUUUCCUCGCACCUUCCUUUCGAGCCCGGGCGAGCUGAUUCGAGGAAGAACUCGUUUAGGACGCGAUUCGUUACAGUCGCAUUCACUAGAGAGGAAACUGCCGCCCUUCUGGCUGCAGCGGAGUCGCACGGGUGCUCGCUCUUCUCCCUAGAGUGCGCAGCGGGGCUCAAAGCUGCCGCCCGGAUGAAGCAACUGGGCGGCAGAACUGAAAUAUUCAGCUUGGGAAGUGCCAUUGGUUGCCGGGCUAUACUGGACCCGCCCCUUCCCUCCACCGCAUUGGGAGAAUACAUGUCCAUGCUGCCACUCAAGCAGGAGGUUUCCGAGAAGCUGCCCUUCUGGGACGUUGCCACGUCAAUCAGCGCCCGCGCUGAGUCAGCACUGCAGCGGCAGCAGCAGUUCACAGACAUGCCUGUGCUCGAGCUGCUAUUUUCCACUGCCAUGAAAAUGCCGAGCCUCUCCCCGGACCACUCCCUCCGAACCUGCUUCCUCACAGCUGGCAUGCUUGCACCCCUCAGGGUUGACUGGCAGCUGUCUGCUGCAGAUGCCACUUCUGCCACUUCUCGCACAGAUCUUCACAGAAGUGAGAGUGGUAACACCCGCAGCAUCAGCAGCUGCACCAGCAGCCCCAGCAGCAGCCCCACCAACAGCACUGAGUCUCACAAGCAGCAGCAGCAGCAGCAGCAGGUGCAUCUGGAGCACGUGCAACUGGAGGAGGUGCAACUGGAGCAGGUGCAUCUGGAGCAUGUGUUAGGGCCAGUGGUUUCAGCGCAUGGGGUUGGACCCGCCAUUGCCAUCCCAGACACCCUUUCGGAUGGCGUCCUUCGCCUGAGCUUCGUUUUUGUCACACCCCUCUUUACUCACGAGCGCAUGUCCACAUUCGCUGCGCUCACAAGAGACCUCCUGCUAGAAGCUGCCGCCUCAUGAGUCAUGAGUCAUGUGACUAGUGAUAUCUGGAUUGGCACAAGGUGUAAUUCCUAGCACUCACGAGGGCAUGUCCACAUUCUCUGGACUCACAAGGGACUUCCCUGCUGGAAGCUGCAGCCUUGUGAUCUCUACACCACUU